Molecule: messenger RNA, 1983 nt
Organism: Notolabrus celidotus (New Zealand spotty)
Lineage: Eukaryota; Metazoa; Chordata; Actinopteri; Labriformes; Labridae
Product: sodium/potassium-transporting ATPase subunit beta-2-like
Exons: 9
Coding region: 68-808 (246 amino acids)
Biological process (GO): sodium ion export across plasma membrane; potassium ion import across plasma membrane; intracellular potassium ion homeostasis
Cellular component (GO): sodium:potassium-exchanging ATPase complex
Molecular function (GO): ATPase activator activity
Source: RefSeq, a predicted model, not a curated record
CCUGCAGUCCUUCACUGAAGGUUUGAUCCUGCUCUUCUACCUGGUCUUCUACCUGUUCCUGGCCGGGAUGUUCAUCCUCACCAUGUACAUCAUGCUGCUGACGCUGGACGACUACAAACCCACCUGGCAGGACCGCCUGGCCACUCCAGGUAUGAUGAUUCGUCCGAAGGGUGAUCAGCUGGAGAUCACCUUCUCCAUCUCAGAGACGGAGAGCUGGGACGGUUUCAUCCAGAACCUGAACACCUUCCUCUCCCCAUAUAACGACAGCUAUCAGGUUCAGACCAAUGAUAACUGCCCUCCGGAUCAAUACUUCAUCCAGGAGGACAGCGGAGAGGUCAGGAACAACCCGAAGCGCUCCUGUCAGUUUAACCGGACAAUGCUGGAGGAGUGUUCUGGGAUAUCUGAUCGUUUCUAUGGUUACAGCACUGGUCAGCCCUGCGUCCUCAUCAAGCUGAACCGGGUCAUUGGUAUGUUGCCGGGGAAGGACGGUCAGUCUCCGUAUGUCACCUGUGGAGCAAAGAGGUACAAAGUGGACAAAGAUGACUGGAGGGAGGACGGUGAUAAGAUGGGACAGCUCGCAUAUUAUCCUCCUAAUGGAACCUUCAACCUGAUGUACUACCCGUACUACGGCAAGAAAGCUCAGGUGAACUACACUCAGCCACUGGUCGCCGUGAAGUUCCUGAACGCCUCUGUGAACACGGACAUCAACGUGGAGUGUAAAAUCAACUCCAACACUCUGACUGAAGGAAGCGAGAGGGACAAGUUCGCCGGACGGGUUUCUUUCAAACUACGGAUCAACGAAAAAUAGACACACACACACACACACACACACACACACACACACACACACACACACACACACACACUCACACACAUUAAAGCUGCACUCUGUAACGUUUGGGUCCGUCGUCACCCUCCCUCCGUUCAGGCCUCAAACACACCGCGCGUCGUCGUUUCCAGCUUCAUGAUGCGUUCGCUGACCGUCUGAAUUAUCAGUUGUCUGUAGUUCCCUGUGUCGUCGUGUAAACUCUGAUAGGUUUUGUGUUUUUCCCCUGAUGUGAUUUAUUUCUCGUGUGUGUGCGACGGCCUCAGAGCAGCUUUAACUCAAUCACUGAUUGGUCCCUGAAUCCGACCAAUCAGCACACACACACAGGCUGUGACAUCACUGCGAGGAGAAACGACAGAUCUUCACCUCCGUCACCUCCAUCCGCCGCAUGAGAGCAAAUAAUCGAUCGCACAGCUGACGUGUUCACUGAUUUAUUUAUUACUCCUUUAUUUAUUAUUUAUUACUUAUUUAUUUAUUUAUUUAUUUAUUUGUUGGUGAUAAAAAUGUCUGACCUCUGAUUGGUGUCUGUAAGUGUACGCAGGCUCCUGAUUGGCUGUCCUGUUUGAGACGUCCUUCGGAUCCUAGUUAGCUGGAGUGAUCGGAAACAACAACAACAACAACAACAGAGACCAGUUUGAAACUUCAUCCAAUCAGACGCUAGCGUUAGUAUCCAUGGCAACAGCACUUAGUGUGUGAUGUCACAGCUCUUCCUGUUUUGGUUGGUUGUGGUUCGUUCUUUAGAAACCCGAUCCUUAGAGCUCUUAACGAGGGACUCCUUUUAGUUAACGAGUUAGCCGCUAAGUUAGGAAGUCGUUAGUCGGUUUGUUUUCGUUUACCUGUUGAUUUGUUUACGUGUUUGUUUUGUUUACAUCUUUAAUGUGGGGCUCAGCAUGACAACACACACACACACACACACACACACACACACACCUGUCUCCUCACCUGUCAAUCACUCUAUCGUGCCACGUGGAAACGCCCCUCCUCACCUGUACUGCUCUCCACCAAUCGUCUUCCUUUAAAGAGCGGCCAGCCAAUCAGGCGGUCCUUCUGUAUGAUGUCAUAUGAUACUUGUUUGUGAAUGGUUGAUUUCUCCUGCCUGAAAUAACCCUGUGUUUAACAACAAAUAAACAACAACGCUAAACAAAAUACAACAACGA